Molecule: messenger RNA, 2235 nt
Organism: Monosiga brevicollis MX1
Lineage: Eukaryota; Choanoflagellata; Craspedida; Salpingoecidae
Exons: 16
Coding region: 1-2235 (744 amino acids)
Biological process (GO): non-motile cilium assembly
Cellular component (GO): ciliary basal body; BBSome; motile cilium
Source: RefSeq, a predicted model, not a curated record
AUGUUUAAGCCAGCCUUUCAGUUCAAGCUGGGGUAUGGCGUCUUACCGGGUCGCGUGUGCGCCGGCCGCUUUGACGGCCAGUACCCUGCCCUCGCGUGCGCCGGCACGGGUGGCAAGGUCAUUAUACAUCAUCCUCACCAAGGCGAUGAUGCGGGCUUGUCCCGAUCGGCUGUGAACCUGCUCAACUUCAAUCGUGAUGUCACGGCGCUCACUGCGGGAUCCUUAGACCCUGCUGGACAACAAGACAUCCUGUACAUUGGCUCUGCCAGUACGCUGACAGCUCACGAUGUCACCAACAAUUCGGAUGUUUUCCACAUUGAUGCUCCGGAUGGUGUCAACUCCAUUGUUAUUGGCCAGGCCGCGGCCAGCAGCCAGCCGUUGGUGUUUGUGGGCGGUGGCAGUGCUGUGUUUGGCUACAACGAGGAGGGCAACGACCUGUUUUGGAUGGUCGCAGGUGAUGAUAUCUGUGCAUUAAUCCUGGCCAGCGUCGAUACUUCGGCGCCCGCAGAAGAUCGCCAGCUGGUGGUGGGCCUGGCCGAGCGAAGUCUGAGCGUGUAUAGCGAGGACGGCGAGUUGGUGCACGAGUUUGCUGAACAGGAGUGCAAAGCAGCUGUAAAUUGCCUUUGUGCUUUUGAUGUGACGCGUGAUGGCGCCAAAGAGCUGGUCGUGGGACAGGCCGAUGGCAGCCUCAAUCUGCAUCAGGCUGAAGCGGGCCAUGUGCUUCUGACGGACCGCUUUGAGGAUGCCGUCGCCGGUUGCGUUGUGAUUGAUUACCGCCGCGAAGGCCACGACUCGCUGCUGGUUGUCUCUGGUGCUGGCCACGAUCUUGAGCAUCAACUCCACCUUUUGAAAUCUGCCAAGGACAAGGACAGCUCGACCCCGGCGGCACUGGAAGGGUUGGCUGAAGCGAGCUUGCACUUGGGUCACAUCAUCAGAUCAGUGGUCAUUAACGCGCCGGGACUCGUGGCCAAUGAUACAGAAACCAUCUGCAUCCCUGCCAAUGCUGCCACAGAUAAUUUGCAAUUUGACCUUCAUCCUGCCAAAUAUGGCCCAUACACCAUUAGUGUGCUGGCGCUGCUUGGCGGGUCUGGAAACACUAAUUUGUGGCGUGUGAAAAACAUCUCCACGCAAUUGCCAAGCCUGUUCAUGCUGCAUCCAGCUCCUGAUGUCGCGCCCCCUCGUGAGCAAGCCGCCUUUGCCCUCGAUGACCCCGAAGUGUUUUUGAAGUGGCUCAGCAAGCAGACAAACCAGGCGCAAUUGGAGCGGUUACCCGCUGAACUCGUGUUUCGACAUGUGACGCUGGAUACUGUUCUCGCCUUUCGCUACUUUCGCAAAACGCUGAUUGUUUGUGGAGAUGCAGAGGAGCAAGUCGCGCCGAUCGUGAGGAUGAUGCGCAAGCGCCUGCGUCUUCGCCCGGUUCCCCUUCCAAAUCUAUCGGAUGCCCCCACCGCGCUGGAGGAGCGUACUCGGCGUCGCUCGAAAGACGCUGAACCGGUGGUGGCGAUGGAAUCCUCACAACCCGGGUCACCGGGGCAAGCAGCCCAGAUCCCAGUACGAUCCGAUCUCAACUCUCCGACCAGCGGAGGGGGUGGCGGUGACAAGGCGGGUGAGGCCUCACGCACGGAGGCAAGGCGCUUGCCUCAGCCUCCAGGUCAGCUUCCCCGAACGCACAAGGCCCAACGCAGGCCUGAAGGUGAUGAUACCAGUCCUCUGCCCGCUGCUCCAAGUGCAUCCCCACCACGCUCCUCGGAAGCUCUUGCUUCAGAUGAGAAGCAGCGUCACACGCCACCACUGCCAAUGGCCAAGACCGAUAGUCAGCACGACAAUGGUCUUGCAGGCAUCAAAAACCUGCUCUCUGAGAUUGCUGACCUGCACGGAGUUCGCCAGCGCCUCUCUGCCGAGCUGGCAGAGGGGAGCAACUUGGUCAAAAGCCUUCUCCUGCGCGCCGAGGACUACCGACUCAUGGGAGAUACGUUUAACAUGCGCGAGACGUAUGCGCAGCUGCAUGCCGCCAACAGGGACCUGGUGAACGCCUACACGAUCCGAUCAACCAAUCACAACAAGCUGCUAGAGGGCCUUAAGUCCUUGAACAUGUUCAUUCAAACUACGGCCCAGCUACUCGAUGGGCCCUUGCAAACCGAGUUUGUCGCUGAAUGUCGUGAGUGCAUCCGCAACAGCGAUAUGGUCAAGCUGUUCAAUGUUUUGCACGCUGCAAGAACUACGAGUCAUGCCUGA